This is a messenger RNA of Phytophthora nicotianae INRA-310, 1544 nucleotides long. RefSeq lists its product as hypothetical. The record is from RefSeq and is a predicted model, not a curated record. NCBI's taxonomy places the organism in Eukaryota, Oomycota, Peronosporomycetes, Peronosporales, Peronosporaceae. The coding region runs from base 156 to 863 and encodes 235 amino acids. The transcript is spliced from 5 exons.
CAGCACUCACCGUCUUGCAUUUUGUCAUUUGACUCCUCAUGAGCACCAGCGAGCACGUGAUGUCGACGAAGCCUGCGCUCUCGCGAGCGAUCUCCGACCGCUUCAGAGACUUCGGUGCCAUUCAAGAGGCGCUUAGGUAAACAAACGUCACUCUCAUGGGUAUGGCGCGAAUGGUCGCUAAACGAUGCGGUUGCUGCAGGAGUAUGAACCUCGAGUCGUCGAAUUUGAUGUUUGCGAUUGACUACACGACUGCGAAUCUGACCUGCGCUGAACAUAGUUUCGAUGGCAAAUGUUUGCAUUCGAUAGACCCCAGCGGAGGAAUUCUGAAUCCGUACCAGGAGGCACUGACGCGACUAGGUCGUGUACUGGUGGAGUUUGACGACGACCGCAGUAUCCAGGUGUCGGGCUUUGGAGACGCUAAGACACCGGAAAAUGCAGUCUUCAGCUUCACACCUGAGAACCCGAUGGACGGAUGCAAGAGCUUCAACGAAAUCUGGCAGCGUUAUCAUGAUCUUACGCCGACGAUAGAAUUGGGAGAAAAAUCUGCGAACCUUGGGCCGGUGAUUCGACACGCGACUGCUGUAGCGCGCGAGGUUACCGGUUUCCACAUGCUGAUCAUCCUCUUGAGCAGCCAUUUGGCAAACGAGCACCUGGUUGAGGCCGCUCAGGCAAUCGUGGAUGCAUCGAAGUUUCCGCUGUGUAGGUGGACGAAUUUGAUGGUAUUGAUGAUGCCUCGUAUGCUGAACUUGUUGCUCUUGGUUACCAGCGAUUAUCGUGAUCGGGAUGGGAGACGGUCCCUGGGUACGUUUUGCGUAUUAAGCUCGAAAUCGUCUCAAGACUUGACUAAAUUGUUGGACAUUUGAUUGCAGGACAAUAUGAAGGUGCUGGAUGAUCAGCUUCCGCAGCGGCAGUUUGACAACUUUAACUUCGUCAACUUCCACAAGGUGCGGCACACAGCGACGGAGGAGCGGAGGGUGUUCGUGCAGCGGAUCCAGGACGACAAUGCCGAGCCCGCUGCUGCGCCAUGCGAGCUGGACCCGCUUGAUCUCCUCUUCACUUUGCAGAUUUUAAUGGAGGUGCCUGUGCAGUACGAAUGCAUGUGCAGGUUGAACCUCCUCUAGUUAAACGGAGUUUUUAGGAGAAAAGUACCGCUGUAGCCAAAAUAGUGACUUCUACAGCGACUAUGAGAUAAAUGACGAGGUGAAAAUUGCUGUUGCUCUUCAAGUCAAUAGCACGGCAGGCAGGCCUGCUGUUCGGACCGGAAGGCAAGCUUUACCCUUGCACAGCGAACGUCGCAACGUCAGAUGGAGAUUUGACUCCAGGUGCGUGGAAAAAUUGGCUGGCAAUGGGAGGUGACGGCAAGAGCAAUGCCAAGAUGGUGUACCGGAGUUUGGUGAUCAAAAUGCUUCAAGAACACGUUGAAGCAAGUACAGAGAUGAGCAAUAACAUCGAGUAUAUGAAAAGUAUUAGAUAUCAGAAGUACUGCAGUUCGUUGUGCUUUCUUCUGAUUUACAACUCGUAAUUAAUUACUGGUUUUAGCAGGG